This is a messenger RNA of Colletotrichum aenigma, 516 nucleotides long. RefSeq names its product Pre-mRNA-splicing factor CWC21 (gene CWC21). The transcript is spliced from 2 exons. The record is from RefSeq and is a predicted model, not a curated record. NCBI's taxonomy places the organism in Eukaryota, Fungi, Ascomycota, Sordariomycetes, Glomerellales, Glomerellaceae. The coding region runs from base 1 to 516 and encodes 171 amino acids.
AUGUCUGACAACGUCGGCCUCUCCACGCCUCGCGGCAGCGGCACUUCUGGCUACGUCCAGCGCAACCUCGCGCACAUGCGCCCGCGCGACUACGGCGCGCCGUACCCUCCGAAAGACGCCGAUUCGCUCCGUCACAAGCAACGGCAGCCCGAUAAGGAGAUUCUCGAGCACGAUCGCAAGCGCGAGGUCGAGGUUAAGGUCCUAGACCUCCGAGAUACCCUCGAGGACGAAGGCCUUGAGGAAGAAGAAAUUGAGACCCGAUGCGACGAGCUGCGCCAGAAGCUCCUUGCCGAUCUCGAGAAGCAGAAGAACUCACGCGGCGGCGGUCCGGUGCGGAAGCACUUCAAAAGUCACCAAGUACACGAGAUGGCGGACGCCAAAAUCAAGGAGAGCGAGAGGCUUAGGAGCGCGCUGAGGAUAAGCAAGGACUACGAGGAGGGAAGCCAUUGGAGGAGGCAGGAGGAGAGGCUGAGGAACGCCGUCGACAGGGACACCAAGAAGGAAGAGGCUGAUUAA